ACGCGGACGAAUGGAGCCUGCACCCCGACAGGUACGUUUGGUGCGUUGGUUUCCAUUCUGCGUCCACCUGUGGCCUCCCCCACCUCUCUGAUAUGGACUGACGACGCCCGCACCCAGACAGCAGCCUUGAGAGCAAUGACUGCUGCUAGACAUCCUGUGUUUUCAGCAUCGUCACGUUACGAGACACGGUCCGUGAUGACGCAGACAACAGGCUUCGGCAGAAACGCAGGUACACAAGCAUGUAUACCAUCGAGGAACAAGAAAGUGCAGACGGAGCUUUCUGGAAUUAUGCCGCAGACCUCUUCCUCGUCAAACUGUGGUGAUCCAGAACAGAGUUCUGAUUCAGAAGACCUGGGUGUAUCAGGGAAGCAGCCACUGGAAAGAGAUGACCCUACGUAUUGUCCACCAGAGGACAGCUCUGUUAGGCUUGAGAGGGAAACACCAUCUUUGGUAAAGGAGAGGAAAUUCAUUGUAUUCGAGUCUUGCCUUGACCUUCUCCUGGGGAAGUGCCAAGUAUGUGCUGCUCCCCUGAUCCACGUGGACAAGAGUGUCGUUGGCUGCAGCCUGCAAGUCUACUCAAUUUGUCGGAGUGGACACGUGAAUGACUGGUGCAGUCAGCCCAUCAUCAAGCGGAAGCCGGUGGGGAGUAUCCUAAUGGCUGCGGCAAUCCUGUUCAGUGGCAGCUGCGUAAAGAAGACACUCAGAACACUCACCAGCAUGGGGAUUGUCUGUUUCUCCUAUGGCACCUUCUUCAACAUCCAGAAGGCCUUUCUCCUGCCCUCAAUCGAAAAGGUCUGGAACAAGCAUCAGAACGAGUUGUUCGCAGCUGCUGCAGGCACGCACCUCACCAUCGCCGCUGACGGGAGAGCAGACUCACCUGGCCACUCGGCCAAGUAUGGCUCCUACACGAUGCUUGAUGCCGAUGACAACAAGGUCAUUCACGUUGAAACCGUCCAGGUAAAUAUCUGCUGA
Ixodes scapularis (black-legged tick) is the source of this 972-nucleotide messenger RNA. RefSeq lists its product as uncharacterized. NCBI's taxonomy places the organism in Eukaryota, Metazoa, Arthropoda, Arachnida, Ixodida, Ixodidae. The record is from RefSeq and is a predicted model, not a curated record. The coding region runs from base 136 to 972 and encodes 278 amino acids. The transcript has 8 exons.